Messenger RNA from Coffea eugenioides, 1373 nucleotides. RefSeq names its product ycf54-like protein. NCBI's taxonomy places the organism in Eukaryota, Viridiplantae, Streptophyta, Magnoliopsida, Gentianales, Rubiaceae. The transcript is spliced from 3 exons. Bases 149 to 814 code for a protein of 221 amino acids. The record is from RefSeq and is a predicted model, not a curated record.
UAAGGGGUAACGUGGAAAUUAUGGUAGAAGAAGAUAAGGUCUGUUGUACAUUUCUUGCACUUUCCUGAGUUUCUCGCUUCGCGGUAUCAGCGUCAUCUUUUGCCGUUUCCUCCCCCGGUUUACUGACUCGUAUCGCUGAGUUGAAACAAUGUCGGUUUCAACAGCUUUGAAUCUGGGAUAUUUAGGUAGUUCGAUUGCGAAUGUUCCGACCCACAAUGGCCAGAAACCUUUGUUGCUUCAUGGUGCGACGUCGCACUCGCUUCCGCUCUUAGCAUCACCAAAUCACCUGCUCAAAUUGGGCCACACCAACUGCAGCUGGCGGACAACUACACCCGUGAGGACCGCCGUUGCCGCUGUCCAAUCUUCUGAUCCCUCCGAAAAGCAAGAAUCUGAGUUGAAGAAGUAUCAUUUUGUUGUGGCAAAUGCGAAAUUCAUGCUGGAUGAGGAGGAGCAUUUCAAGGAGCUAUUGUUUGAGAGGCAACGACUGUAUGGGGAGCGUGAGAAAGAGCAGGAUUUUUGGCUUGUGAUUGAACCAAAGUUCUUGGACAAGUUUCCUGCUAUUACCAAGAGACUCAAGAGACCGGCUGUGGCUCUGGUUUCCACAAACGGCCCCUGGAUCACGUUUAUGAAAUUAAGACUGGACCGAGUUUUACAAGAAAGUUAUGAAGCUGACAGUCUUGAGGAGGCUUUGGCAUCUAAUCCUGCUAACAUAGAGUUUGAGAAGCCAGAUAAAUGGUCGGCACCAUAUCCUAAGUAUGAAUAUGGGUGGUGGGAGCCCUUCUUGCCCCCUGGAUCAAAACCAGCUAAGGUAUAAAACCCUCCGUUUUGUCUUCAGCAUUUUGAAAUUGCAGAGUGCAAGAGUAGCGAGAAGUUGACAAAAUCUCUGCAUACUCUUAAGAGUAAGUAGUAUGAGCAAUUUGUUAUUCCUUUAGUUUCUGCACAAUUUAAGAGGUAAAUGUCGAAGAACGGUUAUAGUUGCAGGCUCAAUUACAGGCGAAAGUGACUAAUAUCUUUAUAUUACUGAUUCAAGCUAGUGAGUAACCUUAAGUACCUCUGUCAUGUGAGAUGGAUUGAGCACGAGGAAGUAAGCAAACAAAAAGUUUUGGUUAGGUGUACAAAAGGAGCUUGCCUGAAGAUGAGCAUAAAUUUGAAUAGUCUUUGGCACCCAACUGAAUGCUGAAAUGAUCAACAUGGCUUCCUCUUGUUGAAAUGAUUUUGGUUUUUUAUAGUCAGAAAGUGUUCAUCUCCAUUGAAGAUUCUGUAUAUGUUUUUCUCACUACUGUAAAAUGAACGUCAGUCAUGGAGCUAAAAUAACUAAAUACUUGGGAGAGCUAUAUUGUAUAUUGUUUGGAGUUGGACAAUUGGAAAGGCAA